CGGUAAAUCCCAGCGAUGGCUGUUAAUGAGGCAAGCCUGGGGGACACGCGGCCAGUGGACACCGGUGAUACUGCUUGUCCUAUACUAACCCUCCCCCCCCUCCAUCAGGGAGCUCCGGAGGGGAUACUGGAGCGCUGUAACUGGCUGAGGGUCAACUCGCUGCGGGUGCCCCUCACACCUAGUCUCCGGGAGCAACUGCUGGGUGUAGUGAGGAGCUGGGGCUCAGGCCGGGACACCCUCCGCUGCCUCGCCAUGGCGACCAGAGACAGCCCACUGCGAAGAGAGCAGCUCAGCUUGGAAGACACAACCAAGUUCUCACUAUAUGAGUCGGACCUGACGUUUGUGGGCUGCGUGGGCAUGCUUGACCCCCCCAGGAAGGAGGUCGUGGGCGCCGUGCGGAUGUGCCGCCAGGCGGGAAUCCGGGUCAUCAUGAUCACGGGCGACAAUAAGGGCACAGCGCUGGCCAUCUGCCGGAGAGUGGGUAUCAUCACGGCCGAGGAAGACAUGGAGCGGGGGGACAGCGGAGGGCUGACCGGCCGCGAGUUUGACGAGCUGCCCCCCGCCAUGCAGCGGGAGGCCUGCCGCACCGUGCGCUGCUUCGCCAGGGUGGAGCCGGCGCACAAGAGCCGCAUCGUGGAGUACCUGCAGAGCCUGAGCGACAUCACUGCCAUGGUGAGCUGCCACAGAAACAGCUUUAUUCAACUCUCGCUGGGGUGAUACAGACUCCUCACUCCGAUGAAGACACUAUGCCUGUUAAUAUGUAAUCUAAUUUUCCUCUUGGUUGACUAUGUUGGAAUUGGGUGUCUGGAAAACACUUAUAAUAUAUAUCUAUAAUUAUAAGAGUUAUCCCAUGGUCAGUUAAUCACAGCCCUGUGUCUGUCUCUGCCUCUCAGUAUCUUUCUCACUGCUGCACUGGGGAUGCCCGAGGCUCUCAUCCCAGUCCAGUUGCUGUGGGUGAACCUGGUUACAGAUGGCUUUCCAGCCACUGCCCUCGGCUUCAACCCCCCGGACCUGGACAUCAUGAUCAAGCCUCCCCGCUCGCCCAAGGAGCCCCUCAUCUCAGGCUGGCUGUUCUUCCGAUAUCUCAUCAUCGGCUGUUAUGUUGGUGCUGCCACAGUAGGAGCUGCUGCCUGGUGGUUUAUGGCUGCUCAUGAUGGACCGAAAGUCAGCUUUUACCAGCUGAGUCACUAUCUGCAGUGCAGUGAGGAACACAAGGAGUUUGAAGGAGUGGACUGCUCAGUGUUUGAGUCUCCCUACCCCAUGACGAUGGCACUGUCGGUGCUAGUCACCAUUGAAAUGUGCAACGCCCUCAACAGUCUGUCAGAGAACCAGUCCCUGUUGAAGAUGCCGCCCUGGUCGAACCCGUGGCUGGUGGGAGCAAUCUGUCUGUCCAUGGCUCUCCACUUCCUCAUCCUCUACGUCGACCCGCUGCCGAUCAUAUUUCAGAUCCACCCGCUGUCCUGGCCUCAGUGGGUGACGGUCCUCAAGAUGUCUCUUCCUGUCAUUCUGCUGGACGAGCUCCUCAAGUUCCUGGCCCGCAAUUACAUUGACCCGGGGCUGGAGCUCAUCCCGAACGAGGAGGACGAGAACCAGAGGGAGGCAGGGGGGCAGUGGUGGGGGAUGGCCACGCUAGCCCGUGCUCUGACAGGGGUGUCUUGGGUUUUUGUCCUGGUGUCCGCCCCACUCUUGUUGUGGAUCUACAGCCUGGACUCUGACAUCACCAAUAUCUUCUGGACAUAGAGAGAUUUGGGUGUGCAGAGAGACAGAGGAAGACAGGAAAAGCUAGAGGUAGAGUACACCAAGUUCAUAGGGAUGACAACUGCUAGUGUUGGUGCUGAAAACCCUGAGAUAAACUGACUGGAUACUACAGGACAUUAACACUACACUGAGAGAGGGGUUAAUACAGUACAGACACACUGACUGGACA
Lepisosteus oculatus (spotted gar) is the source of this 1927-nucleotide messenger RNA. NCBI's taxonomy places the organism in Eukaryota, Metazoa, Chordata, Actinopteri, Semionotiformes, Lepisosteidae. The record is from RefSeq and is a predicted model, not a curated record.